Aureobasidium namibiae CBS 147.97 is the source of this 1035-nucleotide messenger RNA. Its product is annotated as eukaryotic translation initiation factor 3 subunit F. Gene Ontology annotation, molecular function: translation initiation factor activity; metallopeptidase activity; translation initiation factor binding. Bases 1 to 1035 code for a protein of 344 amino acids. Gene Ontology annotation, cellular component: eukaryotic translation initiation factor 3 complex, eIF3m. Gene Ontology annotation, biological process: translational initiation. Lineage: Eukaryota; Fungi; Ascomycota; Dothideomycetes; Dothideales; Saccotheciaceae. The record is from RefSeq and is a predicted model, not a curated record. The transcript has 2 exons.
AUGGCCCAAGACUCGUUCCUCCAUCUCGCCCGCCCUCUGGGCCCCGUUCAAAUCGGCACCCAGCCCUCGACCGCUCCUCUGAACGUCAGCGUCCAGCCCCAGGCCAUUUUCGCAAUCCUCGACCACUCGCUCCGCAGACCCCAGGACCAGGAGCGCGUUAUCGGCACUCUUCUCGGUGUCCGCUCUGAAGAUGGAACCGAAGUCGAGAUCCGCAACUGCUACGCUGUUCCCCACACCGAGACACAGGAGCAGGUCGAGGUCGACAUGGACUACCAGAAGCAGAUGCUGCAGCUGCACCUCCGCGCAAACCCCAAGGAGGUCCUUCUCGGCUGGUAUGCCACCUCUUCCGACCUGAACACUUUCUCCGCCCUCAUCCAGAACUUCUACGGCCAGCAAGGCGAUGGCACCUGGCCCCACCCUGCCAUUCACUUGACUGUUUCCACCGUGCCCGGAAAGGACAUUGAGGCCAAGACCUACAUCUCUGCCCCCGUCGGUGUCACCGCUGAGCGCGCUGCCGACAGCUGCCUGUUCAUUCCCGUUCCCCACGAGAUCAAGUACGGCGAGGCUGACCGCAGCGGUCUCGAGCUGAUUUCGGGCGCAAAGGACAGAGAGGACCGUUCGCAGAUGCUGCAGACCGACAUUGAGUCGCUGGAGCGCGCCAUCGAGCAGGUUCUCGAGAUGAUUGAGCGUGUCUCCAACUACGUGAGCAACGUUCUGGAUGAGGAGGCCGAGCCCAGCUCUGCUCUGGGUCAGUUCCUGAUGAACACUCUUUCUCUGGCUCCCAAGGUCGACGCCGAGGAUAUCGAGCGUGACUUCAACAACCACAUUCAAGACGUUCUCCUUGUCUCAUACCUCGCCAACACUAUCCGCACCCAAAUCGACCUGUCAAACCGUCUCGCAACUGCCGCCCUCACCAUGGGCACCGAGACCAACACUACCCAAGAGUCCGGCCAGAAGGGCAACCAGAACCAAAAACGCGGCAACAACAACAACCAGGACCGCCGUCAACAGAACCGCCCCGCCACCGAGGCCUAA